Molecule: messenger RNA, 1488 nt
Organism: Colletotrichum gloeosporioides
Lineage: Eukaryota; Fungi; Ascomycota; Sordariomycetes; Glomerellales; Glomerellaceae
Exons: 4
Coding region: 1-1488 (495 amino acids)
Source: RefSeq, a predicted model, not a curated record
AUGGCCUUCGGCAAAAAGAAACGCCUGACUCCGCAGGAGCUUGCCCGGCUCUGCAGCUUCGCGCACCCCAUGGGCCUCCGCUGCCCCUAUGCCAGAGUCACCUUGACCAGGGACGGCGCGCGCUUCGCCUCGCCGUUUUGCAAGAUCCACUGCUGCAAGAAGAUUGAUAACGGCGCUGCUUGCACGAAUGUGAAGACCAAUAGCCGAGGAUACUGCACCCAACACCUCCUCUGCACCGGCAUAAUGAACGGCCAACGCUGCACAAACUACGUCAAAUCCUACGACCCCAAGGAAUACCAAUUCUGUGCCCAAUUCCACAACUGCCUCCAACAAGGCUGCAAAAACGAACGCAUCCACCAAGGCGACGUCGACCUCCGCUACUGCCAGGACCACCGCUGCGUCCGGCCAGAUUGCACAUCCCCCCGCGCCCCCGGCGGCAGCACCCACUGCGCCUCGCACACCUGCGCCGCGCCGGCCUGCUUCGCCGCCUGCCCGGGCGCCUCCGGCGACCCCCACGACCCCUCGCGCUUCUGCGACCGCCACCGCAUGUGCCACACCGCCGGCUGCCGGCAGUUCGCCCACGUCCGCGCCGACGGCGUGCCCUCCAAGCACUGCGGCGCGCACUACUGCCGCUGGGAGGCCGAGGGCGGCUGCGACGGGGCCCGGGACCCGAUGAGUGCGGACGGGGUGUGCGGCGCGCAUACGUGUGUCGAGGCGGGCUGUUUGCGGGCGAGGGACCACCGGGAGGAGGGCGCGCAGUGGUGCAAGGAUCACACGUGCAAGAGCCGGGACUGUCGGUGGAGGAGGUGGUUGGGGGAGUAUUGUCGGGAGCAUCAGUGUGGACGGCCGGGAUGUCCGAGACAUGGCGAGCAUAACAACUACUGUGACAGACACCGGGCUUGUACCACGCCAGGAUGUGAUCGGCUCCGGAGGAUUGAUGGGGAGAAUAUCGGUUUGCACUGCGAGGAGCGCUGCGACGUGCGCGUCGUCGACAACACGGAGCUCUGCGCCAGCCACCUCUGCAGCUGGCGGCCCUGCCGCAACGAGCGCGCGCUCUUCGGCUCCGCGCUCUGCGCGCAGCACAAGUGCGCCGUGCCGACGUGCCCGCACCGCCGCACGCACAUGAACUACGACCCUAUGUACGCGGUGCUUGGCGGCGACCGCGCCGCGGAGCUACUCAUGUCGGCGUUCUGCAACGGUCACGCGUGCCGGCACGAGCAGUGCCCGCUGAGGGCUGAGGGCGACACGCACUUCUGUCGGACCCAUGCGCGGUGCCGGCGGCCUGGGUGCACGAGGGUCGUGGAGCUCGAGGGGGAGGAUCCGACGAUUUGUUUGGAGCAUAAUCGGAUGGGGCCGCGGGGGAUGGGCAGGAGAGGGGCACUGGGAGGUGAUCCGUAUGGGAACGGAUAUGGGAACGGGUAUGGUAAUGGGGAUUAUGGGUAUGGAUGGCCUGGUGGCGGCGUUUGGGGUGUGAAUGCUGCCAUUUGA